AAAAACCGCGUCUUCAUAUCUGCUGUUCACUUCUAUCAAACACCAUUAGUCGUUACUCUCUCUCUCUCUCUCUCCGAGAAUAAGAAAUGGAGCGAAAUGAAGAAUUGACAGUAGCCCAGAUGAGGGAAGCAGUUAAUAAACUUGGUUCUUCCACUGAGAGAUAUGGAGAUGCUACACUGAUGAGAUUCUUGAUUGCAAGAUCACUAGACAAAGAUAAAGCUGCAAAGAUGUUUGUGCAAUGGCAGAAAUGGAGGUCCGAUUUCGUGCCCCGAAACUGCAUUCUUGAUUCUGAAGUCGAAGACGAAUUAAGUGCCGAAAAAGUCUAUUUGCAAGGAUUAUCAAGAAAAGGGCACCCGGUUGUACUAGUCAAAGGCAACAAGCAUAUCUCCGGCAACGAUCAACUUCAAUUCAAGAAAUUCGUGGUUCAUAUACUCGACAAAUCCAUUGCUAGUGCUUUUAGAGGCAAAGAAAUAGGGAACGAAAAGAUGACCGCCAUUCUUGAUCUGCAACAACUUUCCUACAAAAAUAUCGACUCGCGUGCUAUGAUCACUGGUUUUCAGUUAUUGCAAUCGUAUUAUCCGGAGCGAUUAGCCAAGUGUUACCUGCUACACAUGCCCGGUUUUUUCGUGCGUGUUUGGAAAUUGGUUUCUCGAUUUCUUGACAAGGCUACUUUAGAAAAGAUUGUGAUAGUGACAAAUGAAGAGGAAAGAAGAGAAUUUGUUCGGGAUAUCGGAGAAGAAGCUCUGCCGGAAGAGUAUGGUGGCCUAGCCAAACUCAUUCUUCUUCAGGAUUUCAAGCUAAACCCAUUGGAUCACUAAUUUAUAAAUUUAUUACUGUUUUAUUUAUGAAUAAAAGUGAAAAUAAAAUAUAAAAUAAAAUAAAAUUAGAGAAUAAAAAAAUGAUGUAUCAUACAUAUAAGCAAGAUGAAUGUAUGUAAGUUCAAAUUUUCAUUUAGCACCGGAGUGUUUUCGUCGACUAGUGUUAAUUGUAUGCAAUAAAUAUUAAUUAAUAUGUCAAAUAGUAAGUUUAAUAAAUAUUUAAUUUUUUUGUUC
Messenger RNA from Erythranthe guttata (spotted monkey flower), 1052 nucleotides. RefSeq names its product SEC14 cytosolic factor. The record is from RefSeq and is a predicted model, not a curated record. Lineage: Eukaryota; Viridiplantae; Streptophyta; Magnoliopsida; Lamiales; Phrymaceae.